This is a messenger RNA of Triticum turgidum subsp. durum (durum wheat), 1548 nucleotides long. NCBI's taxonomy places the organism in Eukaryota, Viridiplantae, Streptophyta, Magnoliopsida, Poales, Poaceae. The record is from the annotation of a GenBank genome assembly.
AUGGCUUCUCUUCUUCCGUGGCUGCCAUGGCUCGUCGUCCCCCUCCUCCUCUCCGUCUACCUACUCGACCUCCUCGCGCACGCACGCCGUCGCGGCCUUCCUCCAGGACCCCGCCCGCUGCCGCUCAUCGGCAGCCUCCACCUCCUCGGCGACCAGCCUCACCGCUCCCUCGCUGGGCUCGCCAGGACCCACGGCCCGCUCAUGUCGCUCCGCCUGGGCGCGGUCACCACGGUGGUCGUCUCCUCCCCGGACGCCGCCCGCGAGUUCCUCCAGAAGCACGACGCCGUCUUCGCCACCCGGGCCGUGCAGGACGCGGUCGGCGCGCACGCCAGGAGCUCCGUCGCCUGGCUGCCCCACGCGCCGCGCUGGCGCUCGCUCCGCCGGAUCAUGGCCACGGAGCUGUUCGCGCCGCACCGGCCCGACGCGCUCCAGCGCCUCCGGGCCGAGAAGGUGCGGGAGCUCGCGGCGCACGUGGCCCGGCUGGCGCGCGACGGCGCGGCCGUGGACGUCGGCCGCGUGGCGUUCACGACCAGCCUGAACCUCCUGUCGCGCACCGUGUUCUCGACGGACGUGACGAGCCUCGACGACCACGGGGGGUCCAAGGGGUUCCAGGUGCUGGUGGCGGAGAUCAUGGAGGCGGCCGGCAGCCCGAACGUGUCCGACUUCUUCCCCGCGCUCGCGGCGGCCGACCUGCAGGGCCUUCGCCGGCAGUUGGCCCGGCUGUUCGCGCGGCUGCACCUCGUGUUCGACAGGGAGGUGGACCAGAGGCUGAGGCGCCGCGCGCGCGACGCCGCCGGCGAGCCUAGGAAGGAGAACGACGACAACGACGGCGGCGACUUCCUGGACGUGCUGCUGGAUGUCGCGGAGCGGGACGACGACCAGGCCGCGCUGCUGGAUCGCGACACGCUGCGGUCGCUGUUCUCGGACCUGUUUGCUGCUGGCAGUGACACAACCUCCAGCACAAUAGAGUGGGCAAUGACGGAGCUUCUUCAAAACCAAUCAUCAAUGGACAAAGCGCACGAUGAACUUACAAGAGUCAUCGGCUCAGGGAGAGACAUCGAAGAACCUGACAUCGACAGCUUGCCCUACCUCCAAGCUGUGAUCAAAGAAACCUUCCGGCUGCACCCUCCCGCUCCAUUGUUGCUACCGCGCCAAGCUCAGACGACCAUAACAGUCGCGGGUUACACAGUACCCAAAGGCGCACGUGUGCUGGUGAACGUGUGGGCGAUGGGGCGGGACGAAGCUAUAUGGUCUGAGCCUGAGAAGUUCAUGCCAGAGAGGUUUCUCGGGAGGGCGGUGGACUAUAGAGGCGGAGACUUUGAGCUGAUCCCAUUUGGUGCGGGGCGCCGGAUGUGCCCAGGGAUGCCGCUUGCGAUCAGGAUGGUGCAUCUAGUUCUCGGGUCGUUGUUGCAUCGAUUCAAGUGGAGGCUCCCGACGGAGGUGGAGAGAAGUGGGAUUGAUAUGUGUGAGAAGUUUGGGGUGACACUCACGAAGGCCGUGCCUCUCCGUGCUAUUGCUACACCAAAGUUAGUGGAUGACAACCGAUGA